CCGCAAACAAGAAUUGAAGUAAUAACGAGUUGAAACGUUAGUGUUAUAAGCCGGGUCAACAUGGAACCCGUGAUUAAAUGUCAAUGUAUAGUGCUUCGCUGUUUUCCUUCCUAGAAGUUUUUACAAAUGACACAGAAUAAUGAAGCGCUCGAAGAUCCAGAUGAUAAAAGUUUUUAUAUUUCUGUUGAUCUUCCAACUAAAACAGAGCGCAGUAUGCAAUGAAAGUUUUAGGAUAGGCAGGGAUAUACCUGAUCCAACGGAAAACAAAAAUGUUGAAACAGUAAAAAAAGAUAACGCACAUAAUUCUUUAGAUGGAGAAAAAUACCAACAAAAUGCAGUAUUAUCUGGUGGCACAACGAUACUAGAGAAUAAUAGAACGGUUGAUAAUAUAACCUCAAAACAAACAGAUGAUAAUAAAACUGCACAUACCACAGAAACGCGAAAAGAGCAUGUGGGUGAAGGACAUGCAACUUCUUUAAAUGCUGGAGCUCUGAAGCGUGGUUUUUAUGUGUUUGUGGGGCUAAGUGUUCUUGUCUUGGCCUAUAUCGUGUUCCGUAGCUUUAGGUUAAAUAAAACACGUGCCCAAAUGGUCAGAAAAUAUGGUGUUCUCGCACAUAGACAAGAUGUUGAGAUGCGACCAUUACCAUUGGAUGAAGAGGAUGAUGAAGAUACUACUGUUUUUGAUGCUAGUAAUGUUUUAACAAAUAAUGUUCAACAUCAAAAUUUAUGAAAAUAAAUAACAUAAGAUAUAUUAAUUAUAUUGUCACAAAUUUUAAGUUAUAUAAAAAUUAUAAAUAUUUUUUCAAAAUAUGGUGGUAUUUAAAAAUCAAAAUAAACAUCAUAACUUUUGUUAUAUAUCACACAAAAUUGUUUGCUUGAUUUGUGAAAUUUUAACAAUCAAAUAUGCAAAAUAUUUAAAGGUAUGUUUGUCUUUAAAAAUUAUAUUUCUGGUAAUAUUAUAUAUUUUAUUAUAUGAAUGGAAAUGAAAAUGAAGUGAUCUUAUGAAAUUUUUUUGAUUUCUUAAUUUAAGUAAGUGAUAAGAAAAAAAUUUUAAGUACCCAUUAAACAAAUGAAUAAUGGGUAUUCUACUAUCUAUAUCUACUCUUAUACAAAUUAUAUUUUACUUAAACUGUGUUGUUAUAAUUGAAAUUAUACAAAUACAGAUUGUCUCUAUUUUAUUUAAUACUACAUUUAAUAAAUGUUAUGUAUAAAAUGCA
Molecule: messenger RNA, 1217 nt
Organism: Apis dorsata (giant honeybee)
Lineage: Eukaryota; Metazoa; Arthropoda; Insecta; Hymenoptera; Apidae
Exons: 3
Coding region: 140-730 (196 amino acids)
Source: RefSeq, a predicted model, not a curated record